Molecule: messenger RNA, 1368 nt
Organism: Priceomyces carsonii
Lineage: Eukaryota; Fungi; Ascomycota; Pichiomycetes; Serinales; Debaryomycetaceae
Gene: HOS2
Product: histone deacetylase
Exons: 1
Coding region: 1-1368 (455 amino acids)
Cellular component (GO): Rpd3L-Expanded complex; nucleus
Molecular function (GO): histone deacetylase activity
Source: RefSeq, a predicted model, not a curated record
AUGCCCAUACCUAUAAAUGGAAGUGAUACAUUCAAAACGGAUAGCAAGACAGAAAAAAAUACACCGUCAUAUUUUUUAAACUCAGAAAGGAACCUAAAGAAUGUAUCUUACCACUUUAAUCCAGAGGUCAGCAGGUACCAUUUUGGACCUCAUCAUCCCAUGAAACCAUUUAGGUUACUCCUCACUGACCAUUUGAUGAUUUCAUACAAGUUAUAUGAACAAAUGGACCUUUACCAACCUCGAAGAGCUACGAAAGAUGAAUUAUUAGAAUUUCAUGCUGAGGAUUAUGUCAACUUUUUACAAACAAUCACUCCUGAAAAAGCUGCAAAGUUGAAAGGAAGCGUACUAGCUCAGUUUAAUAUUGGAGAUGAUUGUCCAGUGUUCGAUGGGAUGUAUGACUAUUCCUCAAUAUAUGCUGGCGCUUCUUUGGAUGCCACUAGAAAAUUAAUUAGUGGAAUGUCAGAUAUUGCGAUCAACUGGUCUGGUGGAUUGCAUCACGCUAAGAAAUAUGAACCUAGUGGCUUCUGUUAUGUUAAUGAUAUUGUGUUAAGUAUAUUAAACUUGUUAAGAGUUCAUCCAAGAGUGAUGUAUAUUGAUAUCGAUUUACAUCAUGGAGACGGCGUUCAGGAAGCCUUUUAUUUGACCGACAGAGUGAUGACUGUUUCAUUUCAUAAGUUUAAUGGAGAGUUUUUUCCUGGAACUGGAUCUGUUGAUGAGACUGGAAUGGGCGAUGGUAAGAAUUUUGCGGUGAAUGUUCCUUUGAGAGAUGGAAUAGAUGAUGAAUCUUACGUGAGACUAUUCAAAUCAAUUAUGGACCCAUUGGUGACAAAGUUCAGGCCAACAUGUAUAGUACAACAAUGUGGAGCAGACUCACUUGGAUUUGACAGGCUAGGAUGCUUCAAUUUGAACAUAAGAGCGCAUGGAGAAUGUGUGAAAUUCAUGAAAUCAUUUAAUAUACCAAUGCUAGUAGUGGGAGGAGGUGGAUAUACGCCAAGGAAUGUUUCACGCUUAUGGUGCUAUGAAACUUCCGUCUUGAACGACUUGACACUAGAUCCGAAAAUUCCAAACUACAUACCUACAUAUGACUGGUUUGGUCCCGAUUAUUCGCUUCAUCCUCAAUUAGAUGGUCGGUUUGACAAUAAAAAUACUAAGAAAUACUUGGAAAGCGUCACUCAGACUAUUUUGGAACAGCUAAGGUAUCUAAAUCAUGCACCUUCUGUACAAAUGAAUGAAAUUCCGCCAGAUUUGACCGGCUUAACUGAAGAGGAGGAGAAUGUUAUCAAAGAGCUUAAUGAGGAGAACGACGAAACUAGACUGAUGAACAAAGUCAAAGACGAAGCCAGAAAUAAUGAACUUAUAGAUGUAUAA